Messenger RNA from Candida tropicalis MYA-3404, 5133 nucleotides. RefSeq names its product serine/threonine-protein kinase (gene GCN2). The transcript has a single exon. Lineage: Eukaryota; Fungi; Ascomycota; Pichiomycetes; Serinales; Debaryomycetaceae. The record is from RefSeq and is a predicted model, not a curated record. The coding region runs from base 1 to 5133 and encodes 1710 amino acids. Gene Ontology annotation, biological process: DNA damage checkpoint signaling; regulation of translational initiation by eIF2 alpha phosphorylation. Gene Ontology annotation, molecular function: protein binding; ATP binding; eukaryotic translation initiation factor 2alpha kinase activity.
AUGCCAGAAACAUCGAUUAGUCUGGAUUUGGAACAUAGACAACAGGAUGAAAUUAGUAGUAUAUCAUCAAUUUAUGGUGAUAUUUUCAAAGACGUCACUCCGAAAGGAUUAGUGUGGAACAAGAAACCCAGCCCUCAUUUUCAAGUAUUCUUAUCUUCUACAAGCAACCCUGAUAGACCCACAGUUUCAAUUACUUUAGAUAUAGAAUUCACACCAACAUAUCCAUUGUCUCCACCUAAAGUCAAACUUUUGAACGCAAAAAAUUUACUAAAAGCAAACAUAGCCAAAUUGGAUAAAAAAUGUAAAGAUUUGAUCAAAGAGUACCCUGAGGAAGAAGUUUCAUUUACAAUCAUCAGUGAGUUGAUAUUUUUAUUAGAUGAGAUCCAGUCAACCACUGAAAAGGUCUUAUCAUUAGAAGAAGAAAGAGAAUUGAGGUUGAAGAACGAACGAAAAGCAUUGGAAGAGAAGGAAGAGAAACAACGUCGAGAAGAAGAAUUGGCCAAACGAAAGCAAAAUAAAGAGUUAAAUGAGCAAAUCCAACGAAUCAAAGGUGAGUUUGAUGAAGUAGAAGAUUACGAUGAUUCUGAGGCGGAAGAUUCAUUUCUACCACAUGACAUUGAUCAAUUUUUCAUAUUUGAAAACUCCAUGGAGGACACCAUUCCUAAUACAAGAAAGAAAUUUAAAUUCCGAGCCGUUCUGGGGUUCAUAAAGUAUAACCAGAAAGGUAUAUUCAGCUCAAUUGGCACUCAAUACCUUGUGAAGCCAUACAUAGCACCAGACAUUCAACGAAAAAUCGAUAAACAAGGAACAGAUUUAUCAUACUUGCUCACAGUAAUAGACUUGACAAACACAUACUGGCAAACUGAAAAUGGUAAACGAGAGAUUCAAGAUUUGGAAUCGGAAUUACAAUUGGUGAUGAAUAUCAAACAUGGGAAUAUUCUCAAAUUGGUUGGAUUCCAAAUAGAUAAAAAAUCAGACAAUACAACAAACAGUUGGAGAAUCAGAUUGCUAACAGAAUUCUCUCCGGUGAGUGAAACAUUAUAUGACAUUCUCCCCACAGCCGAGUUUAUCAACUGGGCAUUAGCUAGAACAUGGUUGAUUCAAUUAUUGCCUGCAAUUGAAUACUUUCAUAAUGCUGGUUUUAUUCACAAACUCAUAUGUCCUUUAACUAUAGUCAUAUUUCAGGAGGUUGAUCAAUUGUAUUACCAGAAUUCGAUAAAUGACCAUCUAAACAGCGUCAGUAGUUUUUUUGCAGGGGAAGAUUCUGUAACGAUAAGUGCCAAAAAGGUGUUGAAAUUGUGCCACCCAUCGUAUGGGUAUAGAAUACUCGACAUGUUGGCAUCUCAUCCAAAUAAUGAUACCAAUGCUAUUUCUUCACCCAGAAUGAACCCAGAAGCAUGGAUGCCUCCGGAAUUGAAGACGUCGGGAUAUCAUCAUAAGUCAGAUAUUUGGGAUUUGGGUGUGUUAUUUUUACGAGUUAUGUUGGGAUUUGAUAUCUUGAAUACCACGUACAAGACACCAGCAGAUUUUAUUAAUAACUUUUCUGUUGAUGAUUUUGUUGGUGCUGAAGAGUAUGCGUCAUUGGUGUAUGAUGUGUUGAGUAAGAUGUUGCAAGUGAAGCUCUCCAAAAGACUCUCACCAAUGGAAUUGAAUGCAGUCAAAUUUUUGAGAGAUGGUCCAAUAAUUUCCAAACUACAAUCUGAAACCAAUUUGUCAAGACUAAUGAAGAAUGCUGACACAGCUCCUGAAAAACAUGUUCAAAUUGAUGAGAAGGGGGCUGUUCCUCCUAAACUGACAAAUCAUCGAUUGAAUAUUCCUCAGAAUAUUUCUCGACGCAGACUUUCUAAUCAAAAUACUCAACAUCCAUAUUUUGGUGAAAGCUCAGCAAUGGUUAUGCCUUCAGGUAGUCAAAGAAAUAUGGGGAGAUAUGCGAGAGAUUUUGAAGAGGUUGGUAAAUUAGGUCGUGGUGGAUUUGGAGAAGUUGUUAAGGCAAGAAAUAGAAUGGAAGGGACGUUUUAUGCAAUCAAGAAAAUCAAGCAUCGUGCCGACAAGUUGGACUCUUUGUUGAGUGAAGUAUUAUCUCUUGCUAGAUUAAACCAUCAGUAUAUUGUUCGAUACUAUGGUACCUGGGUCGAAGAAAUCGAAGACGGAAUUAAUGCAUCUAAUAGUACCUCUGCUAUAGAUAGUGAAGAAAGUGAAACUGAUGAUGACGAUGACGAUGACGAUGAUGAUGACGACGACGACGAGUCAUUUUCCAAUCAAAUAGGUAGAUCUUCAUCGGUUUUACCCAGUUAUGAUAAUUCAUUCCAGGUAGACUAUAUAUCAACUUCGUUUGAUCCACAAAUACAAUUUGAUGACGAGAGUUCAUGUGACGAUGAUGAAGAUGAUGAUGACCCAUUUGUGUUUGCCAGAUCUACAGAUGACGGUGACAAUGAUGAAACAUCUGAAGAAAUAUCAUCUCAUGAAGUUUCUAGACGGCCAAUCAUCAAGGUUGCCCUGAAAUCGAUAUUAUACAUUCAGAUGGAAUUCUGCGAGAAUAACACCCUUUUAAAUUUGAUUGAACAGGGUCUCCCGGGAAAUCCUGAUGAGUACUGGAGAUUAUUCCGUCAAUUGCUUGAAGCUGUGUCCUAUAUCCACAGCGAAGGUUUCAUUCAUCGUGACUUAAAACCAAUGAAUAUUUUUAUUGAUAGGUCCAAUAACGUAAAAGUGGGGGAUUUUGGGUUGGCUAAGAACAGCCAGUUUUCAUCGAUUGUGCUGACAAAUAACCAGGUAUCGACCAAUGCUGCAAAGAACAACAAUGGUGAUUUAUCUACCAUUGUGGGUACGUUAUUUUACACUGCUAACGAAGUUGCGACUGGUAAUUACGAUGAGAAGGUGGAUAUGUAUUCCUUAGGUAUUAUUUUCUUUGAAAUGUGUUAUCCAUUGAGUACUGGUAUGGAAAGAGCCAAGAUAUUAAAUGACUUGCGGUUGAAGACUGUUGAAUUUCCAACUAACUUUGUGGUUAGCAAAUACAAAACAGAAAAGAAGAUUAUCAGAUCAUUGUUGGAUCAUAACCCACAAAAUAGGAUGUCAGCUAAAGAUUUAUUGUCAAGUGGAUGGUUACCAGUUGAGCACCAAGACCAGGUUAUUCAGGAAGCAUUGAAGUCACUUGCUGAUCCCGCAUCACCAUGGCAGCAGCAAGUUAGAGAAACUUUAUUUAAUCAACCGUACCUGUUGGCCAAGGAUUUGAUGUUUGAUAAUGACAAACAUAGUGGGUUGGUUAGUUCAAAUGAUUAUUUACUAUUUGACAAAAUUAUGAAUGAAAUCUACAAGAUUUUCGCAACUCACGGUGCUGUAGAGAAUUUGAAUACUAAUUUGCUAUUACCCAAAGUUCCCUUCCAAGCUCGUGAACAAGUAUACGAAAUUCUUGACAAAAGUGGUUCUGUCCUAACUUUGCCAUAUGAUUUGACUUUACCUACAGCAAGAUUCUUGAGCAAGACAGAUAUGUCGGCAAUACCAAAGAUUUACCGCCAUGAGUUUGUUUAUCGACCAAAUGCCAGAGGUGUCGGAAUGCCAGAUCGUUAUAGUGCUGUUCAUUUUGAUAUUGUGGGUAAUUCCGAUACAAAUAAAUCCUCCUUAUUUACUCACGAUGCGGAAUGUUUGAAAAUUGUGGAUGAUAUUGUCAAUCUGUUUCCAUGUUUCAAGAAUGCAAUCAUUGUUAUAAACCAUUAUGACAUUCUAGAUGCGGUUACUACAUUUGCAUUUGAGAAUGUAGGUCUUGAUGAAAAGAGAAAAGUCGAUAUUUUUGGAGUGUUAUCACAAUUGGGUAUUGACAAAACUGCUGAUGAAAUUAAGAGAUACUUGCGUGAAGACUUCCAAGUUCCCCACACAGUAACCAAAGAUCUUGUGGAUAAUUUCAAUAUUACUUGUGAAAUCGAAAAAUCAAGACAAAAGUUGACCAAAUUAAUGGUAGAUUCCCCGCAAUUGAUCAAAAUUGAACGAGCUUAUACGUAUUUAAUCGAAGUUUACAAGAUUUUGAAACAAAUGAAUAUCUACGUUCCAGUUGUCUUUAAUCCAUUGAGUAAUUAUAAUUCUAAAUACUACACCAAAGGUAUUAUGUUCCUGGCUGUAUUUAAAUCCGAUAAAUCAAAGAGGUAUACGAGGUUAGUCACCGGUGGUAGGUUUGAUUCAUUAAUUGGAUCAUUAGCAAAUGUUAGCACAAAUGUGAAAACACCACAUGGUGUGGGAUUCACAUUGACCACUAGUUUGUUGUUCCUUUUGAUGAAGAAUUUGAUAUCGAGAAAGUCUAAAAUCGAUUUGAGUAAAUGGAAAGGCAGCAGAUGUAAAGUUGUUAUUGGGUCAACUCAACAACAAUUUUUGAGCCAAUGUGGAUACUCGUUAUUGGCAAGUUUAUGGAACAGAAACAUUAGCGCUGAUAUCAAUUUGGGAAGUAAAUCACAGGACGAGAUAUAUCAUAAUGCUACUACUGAUGGGGCUACAUGGGUGGUUAUAAUUCGUCAAUUACCAAGUAAUGUCGGUGGUAGAAAAGUUAGAAAAUCGGGAUCAAUAUUUAAACCUUUGAAGGCAAAGAAUAUCAUCAAUGGUAAAGAAAUUGAUCUUGAGUUUGAUGAGUUGGUGACAUAUUUAGUUGGUGAACUAGGAGAAUCUGAGCAGGAAGAUGAUCAAGAUGAAGCUAACCCAGUUCCAUCAUCAGCUGCAAAUAAUAUAAAUGGGAAUACUACAAACAAUUCAGAGCAAACCGAAUUAUCUGGUCCUGUCAGUACCGUUGAUAUCGACCAAAAGAUUAUCGUUGUUAACAAUGAUGCACCAAGAGGAAGAAAGAACAAGCGGGAUAAAUGGGAACUGGAAAAUGAUGCCAAGCUCUGUGGUCAAUCAGCCAUUAAAGAACUAAGUUUGGGGCCAGUGAUUGUUAUUGAUGCAAGAGAUGAAAUUUUAGAUAUGAUCAGCAUAACUUCUAUUCAUCAACAAGACGAAUGGAUCAGAAAAGUUGUAUUCACAACAAAUAACUUCCCCAAAAGUUUUGCAAUCAAUAUUCAAAAUACGUUGAUUAAGGAAUACAACAAGGGUCAUAAAUGGUGUAUUUUAGUAUCAUCCAGAACUCAGCAUACUACAAUUGUUGAUUUACGAAGAUAA